Messenger RNA from Jaminaea rosea, 1400 nucleotides. RefSeq lists its product as hypothetical. The record is from RefSeq and is a predicted model, not a curated record. The transcript has a single exon. Gene Ontology annotation, cellular component: endoplasmic reticulum membrane. The coding region runs from base 284 to 964 and encodes 226 amino acids. NCBI's taxonomy places the organism in Eukaryota, Fungi, Basidiomycota, Exobasidiomycetes, Microstromatales. Gene Ontology annotation, biological process: ceramide catabolic process; ceramide biosynthetic process.
CUCAUUCCGACCACGCCGCCUUAGAAAGCAUUGUCCUCUCUCUCCUCGAACGACUUUGGCAGCGGCCCUUGAAACGGAAUAGGAGGCAAGAGACAAAGCCCCGUUUGCCCUCUUGGUCCGCCGGUCCGCCUGUCCGUCCGCCUCCCAAAUCAAAUCAAAGGGUCCAAGUCCACUCUGGCUCGGCGCUCAGCUCGCGCUUAGCACUCGUCCGACAUCCCAUCGCGAGCUCAUCACUCAACCGUCCCCCUUGCCCUUGCCUCAUCACUACCACCACGCGCGCAGCAUGGCCUGGACAGCCCAACAUCACGGCAUGGACGGUCUCCUUCCGCAGGGCUACUGGGGUCCCAUCACCUCCUCCCUUCUCUGGUGCGAGGACAAGUAUCGGUGGAGCAAGUACAUCGCCGAGCCGAUGAAUAGUGUGACCAACUUGGCAUUCAUAGCCCUCGCCCUGUACGGCGCUCGCAACUCCCUGCGCUCAAAGUUGCCCUGGCGCUAUACCGUCACCAAUUUGGGGAUCGCUCUAGUUGGGCUGGGCUCGCUGGCAUUUCAUGCUACACUGCUGUACGAGGCACAGUUGCUCGACGAGUUGCCGAUGAUUUAUACGAGUCUCUGUCUCUCCUACUGUAUCCUGGAGGAUUCGAGGCGAAAUGAUCCCAAGGGCAAGAAGUAUGGCGUAUCAUUACCGCUCGGUCUAGCUGGGUCGGGUGGACUGAUUACUGCAGGUUACCUGGCACUGCCGAACCCGAUAUUGCAUCAGGUGGCUUAUGCUGCCAUCCAGAUUGCCACCACGGGGAGGGUGCUCUGGCUCCUCUUUGCCGCUGGAUCACCGCUGGGUAAACUGGAUGACGGCGGCGAGGCGAGACGCAAACGGGCUAUGAUCAGGAAGAGCUACGUCUUCGGGACUGCCGUCUUCUUGCUGGGAUUCGCGAUUUGGAACAUUGAUAAUGCAUUGUGGGUGGCAUGACGGUAGCGAACAGCUGGCACAUCAAUGCUGACAGACGAUCUCUCCCCUCUCCUCCCUUGCCUGCACGCGCAGCUGCGACUCCCUCCGCGUCGCACGCCGCUACGUAGGCUACCCAUUCGCGGUCCUCCUCGAGGGCCACGCGUGGUGGCAUAUGCUCACAGGCUACGGUGCAUACCACCUCGUAGCUUCCGCCGGGCUCCUCGGCAUGAUCCUCAAGGACGAUGCUCACACGUGGACCUUCAAGGGUUGCGAUGCCCCCUCGGCGGGUGCGAGGAGACGGGCUUUCUUGCUGCCAGAGGUGGCGCCUGAUAAGGCUGCGGUGGCCAAGAAGAAGGGAGCGGCUGUGAUGAAUGGUCACGCGAAUGGCAAAGCCAUGGCAGACUGAGGGUUUAUAUAUGACGCGAUAAUACCAUCUCGAUGACCCUGCUUACAGGUC